CGAACCACGAACCGAUCUUUCAGCUUUGUCGACGAGACUGAAGAUGUGGUCAACAUCCACGCUGCUGUCACGAGGGAGCCAGGCGUCGACGACGGCAGCGCAAACAUCUAUCUAGGGACUCCGCGUAGACCUGAUAGUCCACAGGAUUAUCUUGCGCUACUAUCUGCCGCUUCUUCUCCAGUCCCAGAGUUGAUGUCACAUUCUCGAACCUCUGCAGUAAAGUCGCAAGCCUCAGAUGACGACCUCUCCAGCCGAGACAGUACCAGGAAGCACCCGAGACGCUUACGACCAAGACUCAACACGAACGCUACAAUAACAGAUACCGUUCGACAUCCAUCCAAAGAUGCCCAUGGCCACGACGAAGCAUCUGCAUCAAGCGGUCAUACCGGAUCCUCCAUACAAUGGGAUCUUCUUCACCUCGGUGAAGACCUGACACUCGACUUCCCUAAUAUUCAUCACAUCUUUGAAGCGAUAGAUCCCCAACUCGAGGACCAAUCUGCCGAUCAUGAUCGAACCUACGUCGAAAACCCCUUGUGGCCCCUUCAAGACCGUCAGGAAGCCUUUCUCUACAGAUAUUUCGUGGACAAUCUUGCCCCUCUUUUCGACAUGUGCGACAGCGAUAGACACUUUGCCAAGGUCGUGCCGAAGAGAGCAGUGUACUGCCCAACGCUACUGAACGCGAUGUUUUCGGCCUCCGCGAAACGCUUAAGCCGAACGAUUGGUGUCGAUGGAGUUAUUGCCGACCGAUACCAUCAAAUUUGCCUUCAAUCGUUGAUCCCGGCACUCUCGUCUUCGACGGCGGUUGUGGACGACAACCUCCUGGCUGCUGUGGUAAUUCUGCGUUUCACGGAAGAAGUCGAUAUUGGUUCAAUGACCCUCGAAUCCCAUCUGAUGGGUACCAAGAUUCUGCUCGCCGCACAGGAAAACGCCGCCGACUUUAGUACUCUGCGGCUGUCUGCCUUCUGGCUUGCCCUGAGACAAGAGAUAUGCAUGGCAUUUGUCCAUACCCGUCCGGUCCAUCAUAACUUCUUCCCAAGCAUCCAGCGGAUACAGGAACGCGGUAAUAGCGACGAGAAUGCCGUGGAUUGCUACUAUGCCAAUAAGGCCGUAAGCAUCUGUGCAAUGUGUCUUAGCUACUGUUACGGUCAGGAAGACAACUAUGUAAGAAGCUACGCGCAAUUGAAAGAGGAUCUCGAUGUCUGGUGGAAAGAGAAACCAUGGUACUUCGACGCGAUGUGGGCAAAUCCAGAAUCUGGUUUUUUGCUUGAAGAACAGUACAUCACCGACGCCGCUGUUACUGGUCUCCAGCACUAUCAUCUGGCUCGGAUGCUUUUGAUUGCCCACAGCCCCAAGGUUGCGAGGCUUGGUACGGCUUUCCGCGCAAUGGAGGAAGAACUCAAGCAGACUGUUCGGGUGAUAUGCGGCCUUGCAGUGGCGAACGAAAGAACACCUCCAGCAUAUGUGAACGCAUGCAUAGCAAUCACUAUGGCGGGCGAUCGUUUUACAGACCGAAAAGAACAAGAGGAGUUGUACAGGAUCCUCGUCAAGACUGACAGGCGGCUGGGGUGGCCGACCCUUGCGGCACAGUCUCAGAUCAGAGAAGCUUGGGGUUGGGAGGAUUCCCCAUCGCCCCCUGGGAUGCCUAUUGCAUCCAUGUUGAACGCGCGCGCGCGAGCUGGAACGGCGGAUUAGCCCUAAACCCAGUGAGCAACGCGACCUGUAGUGUUCUGUGUAAACCUAUUUUAAUAGUGAUUCGUACUCGUUGAACCUUUGC
This is a messenger RNA of Colletotrichum phormii, 1774 nucleotides long. RefSeq lists its product as uncharacterized. Gene Ontology annotation, biological process: positive regulation of transcription by RNA polymerase II. NCBI's taxonomy places the organism in Eukaryota, Fungi, Ascomycota, Sordariomycetes, Glomerellales, Glomerellaceae. The transcript has 4 exons. The record is from RefSeq and is a predicted model, not a curated record. Bases 193 to 1692 code for a protein of 499 amino acids. Gene Ontology annotation, cellular component: nucleus. Gene Ontology annotation, molecular function: DNA-binding transcription factor activity; transcription cis-regulatory region binding.